This is a messenger RNA of Pecten maximus, 2705 nucleotides long. RefSeq names its product PACRG-like protein. The record is from RefSeq and is a predicted model, not a curated record. The transcript is spliced from 7 exons. Bases 538 to 1284 code for a protein of 248 amino acids. Lineage: Eukaryota; Metazoa; Mollusca; Bivalvia; Pectinida; Pectinidae.
GGCUAUAUCUAGUAUAUUAUGUUUCUGACAAUCAGCACGUUGAAGUAGCGAUGUGAGUAAGAAUCGCUUUGUGAAUCUGAUCGACCUUUACACUAGAUUUUUUGAUCAAAUUGAUUGAAUAUAAUUGAGUAUAACGUUUUAGAUAUUGUGUAAAGCCAGAGAGCUCAAGCUUUUGACAGGUUCGAAUUCCUCUCAGCCUCUAACAGUAAACAGGCUUUGAAGAUGCUGUUCAGAAAUUUAUAUAUUUCAUAUGUCAUGGAUGGAAUGUAAUACUCAUGACAGAGAAAAUAACCGAUUUGUGUUAAUAACGCUUGUACUUCUAUUAGGUAAUAUAUAAGUGUAGAGCUUUAAAUAGCACUGUAUCAAAAACAUUAAUUUAUUUGAAUAACAGGUCUACAGAUUGCUGUAGAAAUCAUUUGUUAAUCAAAAGAGAAAUGAUAGAAUCUGUGACCAUGCAUAUAACUUAAAAGCUGAAAAAAACACUCUAGCUUUCUGUAAGCACUGAAAUUAAUCAAUUUGGAUAAGUCCAUUCAACUGAUGGCCAGUUCAGCCCCAAGCAGUGCUUCCUCGAGAUCGGGAUUCGGAAGGGGGAAUGCCACAGGGACCAGAAAAGCAACACCAACAAGUGCUGGGAAAGCUGGCAAAAAAGGCUCCCUCACAAGUUCAUCUGAUAGUUCAAUAGGAAAAUUAACAGCAGCUCACCCGAGACCAUCAGCUAAAUUAAACCCCAAAACAGUUGAUCCAUUCAAAAGUCCAGCCAAGAACCAAUCUGCAUUUGCUGCUGUAUACACCAAUGGAGGAGUACCUUGUCGGUUAUUCCAUGGUUCAGUCAAACACAAGCUGGCCUGGGAAACCCCUCCAGAACAGGUGCCCUUUGACCCUAUUCUUGUAACCUUAGCAGAGGGUUUAAAGGAGACCGUCCAUCCAUAUAUGUUUGUCGCUAGGACUGGAUUUAAAGAGCUACUGGAAGUUGAUGGUUCUACAGAAAAAGUGUUGCCAAUCUUGCCAAAAGUUUGCAUAGCUGUUCGUACAUCUUUGAGCCAUCCUGAUAAUUCGGUAUUUGAUUCUGGCCUGGAUGCACUCCUACAGCUAAGUGAUGUGGUUGGUCCAUCACUGAAUCAACAUCUCAAACUUCUGAUGGUGCCUGUUGCUAAAAGAAUGAUGGAAAAGAAACACAGAGACAAGAUUACUGAAGUUUUACAGACAUUGGAACAAAAUGGAGGAAAGGAAGCACUGCCAUCAAUAAAAUCCAAAGUUCCAACCUAUUCUUCCAUAUUUGGCUGAGGAUACAGAACAGAACACCUAAGUUGAUAAUGGCUCCAGAUCGGCCACUGAAGAGUGCUGAGGAUGUAUAGCAUGUAGAAUUUUACCAAGAAAGUUGUAUGAAGAGUUUCAACAUUGAGAUAUUUCAAAUUGAGAUAUUGUAACUGUUGCCAGUUUUUUUUUAAAUAACACAUGUAUUAAGAAUUUAUGCAAUAAUUGAUUACAGUCAGUUUAGGAUUUAUGAUCUGAUUUUAUAUUAAGAUAUCAGAUAUCUAUGUAUUAGAACUGAGCUAGUCAGGACUAUCAGGUUUACAUAAAAGUAUGAUAACUCGGAUAUUUCUUAAUGCAGCUUCACCUACCAGCCCCGGGUACACAUUUGUUAUUUUGUUCAGUUGCUCAAAAAGUAUCAAUGUGAUUUUAUCCAAGCCUUGGAUAUAAUUACAUUGUAGUAUGUACAUCUCAUAACAUCUGACGGAUUACAUCAAUUUUAACUUUUUGCUGUAUUUUUGGUUUACAAACUUUAGAUUUUGAGAAAUUGAUAUAAAAACUUUAUUGCUUCCCUAAUUGAUUUACAAAUUAAUUGAUAGCAAAAUCAUAUUAAAUUUAAUAAUAAAUCAGAUGUAUCUCCUUCUCACUUUUCAAAAAGAGUGAUUUUUGGGGUAACAAUGACAUAUUUAGGUAAAUUUUGAGAAAUAAUUUGUUUUGCAAUACCUCAAUAUUUACACAUGCCUAUAAUAUAUAGAGGGUUGCUUCCAUACUAUCCAGUGGAGUUUUUUUUUUGUUGAUUUUGGAAAAAAUAUUGCAAUUUUAGUGAAUUUUUGAGUUCGUUUAAAACUGACUUCUAUAACACUAACACUAUACUGACAAAAUGGGACAGGUGAGGCGUGAUUAUGUUUAAUUCUUGUUGAAUUAUUGUCUUGGUCUGGUUGGUUAAAUCAAUGAAAUAUUGUUGCUGAUUGUUGCUGAGUUUAAUUAAUUCUUUUAAUACAUAUUAAAAUAUGUUUUGUGUUUUUAAUGUUUGAAUGAUGAUUUCGAUAUCUAGUGUUCAAAAUAAAGUUAGAUAUGAAUGAUAUUAAAGUAAUCUCCAUUAUUAUAAUAUUGAAAUUUCAUAUCUAAAUAAUAACGAAUUUGCUGCCUCCGUUUCUUCACCCUUAUUUUUCCUAUGUGUUUUUUCUGUCUUUAUUUUUGUACCAUUCCUUGUAUAACCCUGGCUGUAAUUAGUGUCUCCUUGACACAAGUCCUUGUAUGACCCUGGCUGUUAGUGUCUCCUUGACACUAUUCCCUGUAUAACCCUGGCUGUUAGUGUCUCCUUGACACAAUUCCUUGUAUAACCCUGUGUGUUAUUAGUGUCUCCUUGACACCUUUCCCUGUAUAACCCUGGCUGUUAGUGUCUCCUUGACACCAUUCCUUGUAUAACCCUGGCUGUUAGUGUCUCCAUGACA